Messenger RNA from Knipowitschia caucasica, 906 nucleotides. The record is from the annotation of a GenBank genome assembly. Lineage: Eukaryota; Metazoa; Chordata; Actinopteri; Gobiiformes; Gobiidae.
AUGUUUUUGACAACUUUAGUCUUGGUCCUUUCGCUCCAAGAUGUGGGCGUGGCGUUGAAGUCCGACGGCGGCGCCCGCUCGGUGCCCGUGGACUGCGUCAGGGCGAGUGAGCAGUGUCUGAAGGAGUACAGCUGCAGCACCAGGUACCGCACCAUGAGGCAGUGCGUGGCGGGUCGAGAGAGCAACUUCAGCGGCGUGACGGGCUCCGAGGCGCAGGGCGAAUGCCGCAGCGCCAUCGACGCCAUGAAGCAGAGCCCGCUGAACCGCUGCCGCUGCCGACGGGGCAUGAAGAAGGAGAAGAACUGCCUCAGGAUCUUCUGGAGCAUCUUCCAGAGUCUGCAAGGUACAGACGGCCGCGGCUGUGGACCGUGGCGGGGCCGCAAAGGUCACGGUCAGCUGUGGGCAAAGGUCAGCUGGGGCUGCAAAGGUCACGGUCAGCUGCGGGCAAAGGUCAGCUGGGGCUGCAAAGGUCACGGUCAGCUGCGGGCAAAGGUCAGCUGGGGCUGCAAAGGUUACGGUCAGCUGCGGGCAAAGGUCAGCUGGGGCUGCAAAGGUCACGGUCAGCUGCGGGCAAAGGUCAGCUGGGACUGCAAAGGUCACGGUCAGCUGCGGGCAAAGGUCACGGUCAGCUGCGGGCAAAGGUCACGGUCAGCUGCGGCGCAAAGGUCACGGUCAGCUGCGGCGGUUUCAGCGCCAUUAGGAAAAGUCAACUCGCCCGAAACUGUGCCUUUGCCACAUGCGUACAGCACUGGCGAAGAGCGCUGUCCCCCUCAGCAGAAUAUCCAGUACAUCCGUGGAUCGGGUAAUGACUUGUUGGAGUACUCCCCGUAUGAGCCCGUGAACAGCCGACUCUCCGACAUCUUCCGCUUGGCUCCUAUUAUCGCUGGUAAGAACAGUCAACAUUAA